Messenger RNA from Anolis sagrei ordinatus, 2561 nucleotides. Lineage: Eukaryota; Metazoa; Chordata; Lepidosauria; Squamata; Anolidae. The record is from RefSeq and is a predicted model, not a curated record.
AUGGAGGGCGGUGUAUGUGGCAGCGUUCUGAUUGGCUGCUACUGUGGUAGUGCCAGUUCCACAGUGGAAAACUCCCCAUCGGAGGAAGGGGCCCAGGAAGAGGCUCGUGGCCUCAACUUGGAAGGCAACCAGAGCGGGUCAGACUCCGUCUGCACCGAAGAGCUGGCUGCCAUGUUUCAGGCCGGGAUGGUCGAUCUGCGGCUGAAUUCCGAGAGCGAGGGAGAAGAGGAUGCCGUUCCACAACAUCCAAGAACUCAAGCUUUGGCCAAAGAAUGGGGCCAGGCCGCCUGGAGUCCCUCUGCCAAAGAGUCUCCGUCCCGGCGUAGAACGGGGAGCCUGUCGUCUCUUGGAGACAAGAUCUCCUCACUUAGCCAAAUGGAUGCCAACGAGGCCACCAUGGAGGUCUUUGGGCACCACCCGCCAUGCAAAAAGGGCCACCAGCCCUUGGAUUUGGGAGAAUGGGAUAAUUUGCCUGCAAACAAUGGGGAAAAGGCCUCAAGGCAGGGAAGUCAAAGUUUUGAGGUCUUGUCGGAGUGGGUUCAGGCCCUGCAUGAAAAUCCAAGCAGGCCAUUCCUUGUGGGGGAUUUGGACCAUUUGGAAAUGGAUGCUCCACCUAUCAGGAAGCCCAUGUCUGAUGGUUACUUUUCUGCAAGGGCAGCGCAACUCUGUUCUCUUGAAAUGGGGCAUGCUAGUUGUCUAGCUGCCCACUCGAGGUUUCAGAAUGGGCAUUGGGCACCUUCGGGGGAUGAGGGCCGAGGGGGGUUGCUUCUGCCUGGGGGAUGUUCUCCUUCGGAAAAUGACAGGACUGACAGGAGGCCAGUGUUGUCAAGGGAGAAAUGGAACACGGGCGGAAUGGACCUUGCUGGGGCAUCACAGAAGUCUUUAGUCUUCACUGGCAGUGGGCACAUGGGUGCUCUGUGCCCAGAAGGAUGUAGGGAAGCUCUGGUCCCAACAAAGUAUGCCAGUGUGGAACUUAGGGGACGUGGGGACCAGCCUGAGCUGACCAAGGGACACAGGCAAUGCCCUGAAUGCCAGCUUCACCAAACCGGAGGGUCGGACUUGCAGUUGCAGCUGAAGACAGCCUGUGGGAUGAUGUCGCACAAAGAGGUCCCUUUGCUCCACCAAGCAUCCCAAUUGGCAUCAGAGAGAGACCACAAGGUCUUGGAGGACCACGUUCAGCAGCUGGAGGCUCAAGUCUCCUCCUUGAAGCUCCAGCUGAGGAAUUCCAAAGUUGAGCUGGCCACCCUGAAGGAAAUGGCCGGCAAGGUCAAGCAUAUCCAGGAGGCCAUCGUGCUGGAAAGGGAGGAGGAGCUGUCACGACUGCGAGAGAUUGUGGAGGCCUUGGGGGUCAAAAGCGAGGCCCGGAGUCGGGCCAUGGCGAGGCUGGAAGAGGAGAAGGCACGCCAAGUGGAGGCCCUGCGGCAAGAGGCCCAGCGGGAGAAGGAGAAAGACUUGCACCGGGUGCGGGAAGAGCUGCGGCGGGAGAAGCAAGAGGCGCUGCAGGAGUUGGCAGAGAAAAUGGAGCAGGCCAGCGCCAGGGCCCUUUGGGAGCAAGCAGCCCGUUUCCGAUUGGACGCUGAGGACCUCCGCAAGGCCAUUGCAGAACGAGACGCUCGACUUCUCCGCCAAGAGGAUGCCCAGCGGCAGAAGGCAAAGGCUUCAAAGCAAGAGGCCGAGGAGAUGGUGCAGAAGGCCCUCAUUUGGGAGCGGGAGAGGUGGGAGGCCGAUUCCAGGGCCACUCUCUGGGCUUUGCGGGAGCAGAAUCAGAAAGCGCUGCUCUGUCUCCAGGAGGGCUUGGAGGAAGAGCGGAGGGCCAAGUGGGCUCUGCGGGAAUCAGCGGGCAGACCCCGUGCCGUCAGCAUCCCUGGCAGAGAAGGGGCAGACCCUCCCAUGCCAAGGGCAUUGUGGCCCCUUGAGGAGCACCUGAAUUGGAAGGCACAGCUGGCCCUUGAGUUCAAGGAAGAGCUCAAUGCUGAGAUGGAGAAGCGCCGGUCCAGGGACAAACCGGCGGUUUGUCAGGUAGGCACAUCUCGUAAGGAGAGGGAGAUGCCACCAUCUGAAAUGCACCUGGACUCAGUGAGUGCCUUCCACUCCCCAUGUCUCAGUGCCAUGUUGUCAAGCCAGUGCCCCUUUGCCUCCCCCGAUCUGCUGGGGCGCUUGCGGAGCCACAUCAGUGAGCGGUGGGCAAAGAACGCGGCUUGCUGCUGUGCCUGCCGGAAGACACUCGGCAGCUUCCAAGACGAUCGAGGCAAGAGCUGUGCCAGCCAGGGACCCUCGGCUGCGGGCCCUUCCUCAUAGGGAUCCCAUGGAGAAGGGGUGCCCCUGCUAUGCAUGCCAGCACUCCAUGCCCGUGAGUUCUGAACCCAGAGGGAGUAGAGUGCUGCAAUGAAGCCACUUUGGCCUUGACUUUGGACCUGUGGCACUUCUGGACCCAUUGCUCAUCCAUGUUGUGUUUGUAUCCUUGCUGCCGCUUUUCGCUCUUGCAUUUCAUGUUGUGUCUUUUUUUUUUAAUGCUUUGGAAGCGGCAUCUUUCGGAAAUAAAUGAAAUCAUAAAGGCUGGG